AUGACGCGUGGCGACCGUGGCGGGGUGCAGGGGGCCCGCUCUGGCGGCAUGACCCACCACAUUCAGGGCCCGCACCUCGUCCCCAACGUCGGGAGAGAGGCCAUGCUCGUGGCCGAGGUCAUCCGACGGAGGCCUCCCAAGGCGAAGGCGAAGUCCUCGAAGCCACAGGCUCCUUUGGUCCCUUCCGUCCCUUCUUCCGAGAGGAGGGGGGAAAAGGCCCAGGCCAAGCCGAGGGAGAAGAGGAAGCGCAAGGACUCCGAGCGAGCGCGAUCCAGCUCUGUUCCGCCCCGCAAGUCACGUUCCAGAACGCAGGUGCGGCCGGAGCAUGACAGCCCCGACGCAGACGGAGAGGAGGACGAGGCUGCCGAGGAGGAUGCGAUUGAAGGAGCCCUGCCAGCGUUGGACGUGAACUCUGAGCACGAGGCUCGGAGGAUUGAAGAGGAGAGGAGACAGUUGCAGCGCUUGAAGGAGGUUCAGGAGAAGAAGCGCAAGCAGGAGAGCGAGCGAAGGAGGAACUUGGGAGGAGUCUUCGCGUUGUCUGCAGACGACUUCGACAAGGAGGAGGACGAGCGAGCCAAGCGCGCGCAGGCGGCGCAGGAGGAGGCCCGGAGCGAGAAGCAGCAGCUCCGUCAUCCCACGUCACGGACGUCGGCUUCGCAGCGGAGAGAUGAGAAAAUGGUGCUCGACGACGGCUCUCCGGGAAGUGGCUUCGACAAAUGCUGGAAGAACUGGGACUUCACGAAAGCGGAAGAUCCGGCGGAAGUGGCCCGGCAGUUCAUGCGCGUCACUGCAGCCAAGCGGAGGGGCUACGGCGGCGCGGCCCGCGACGCCCGCGACGGCGGCACCCGAAACGAACGGCCGGAGCGCGAGAGACGCCGCAGCCGCAGUGGCAGCCGCGGCCGAAGCCGAAGCCGCCGCUGA
This is a messenger RNA of Symbiodinium sp. CCMP2592, 921 nucleotides long. The record is from the annotation of a GenBank genome assembly. NCBI's taxonomy places the organism in Eukaryota, Dinophyceae, Suessiales, Symbiodiniaceae.